AUGGAUAGCGUUCUACGAAGUACUAUAUUGGGAAAAACAUAUGACAUGGUUGAUGAUCCUUCGACUGAUUCAACGAUCUCGUGGAGCGAGAGUGGCAAGAGUUUCAUUGUUUGGAACCCUAAAGAACUUUCGAGAGAUGUUAUACCAAGAUUCUUUGGCUUUCGCCGGGACGAAACUGAGUAUCCUCGCAAUUUCUCACUCUUUGCCAAGUUGCUUAACCGAUACGGCUUUAGGAGAGUUGACUCUGAGGAAAUCGAAUUUGCUGACCAUGACUUCGUGAGAGGUGAACCUGAUCUUGUUCGACACAUAUGUAAACGCAAAAUAGUUCGGAAACGAGAUACUAAGGCAGGGAAAGAUCGGCUAAGGAAAAUCAUGGUGAUGAGGAAACCAAAGAGGAAGAAUAUGAAGAAGCACUAUGUAUUAUUUUGA
Capsella rubella is the source of this 429-nucleotide messenger RNA. RefSeq names its product heat stress transcription factor A-4a. Gene Ontology annotation, cellular component: nucleus. Bases 1 to 429 code for a protein of 142 amino acids. NCBI's taxonomy places the organism in Eukaryota, Viridiplantae, Streptophyta, Magnoliopsida, Brassicales, Brassicaceae. The transcript has a single exon. Gene Ontology annotation, molecular function: DNA-binding transcription factor activity; RNA polymerase II cis-regulatory region sequence-specific DNA binding. The record is from RefSeq and is a predicted model, not a curated record. Gene Ontology annotation, biological process: regulation of transcription by RNA polymerase II.